UCUGUCGCGUCACGAACGCCGUCCGAGUCGUUGGUAAUAGGUAUACUGCUAAGAGCCGGGAGGGCAACUAAUUUAACGUCUAAUUGUUACGAACGUGUGCACGCGAGGUUGGUGAGAGAUGGUAGCCGUUGGUCUGUGGUUUGAUCGAGUGUGCUUGAAUCAAGGACUGGAGGUGAAUUUGUAGACGAAGCUUUUUCGUGCUCGUUGGUGCGCGGCUGGCGUUUGUUUGCGAAAAAGGAAUAGAAGAGUCCUCGUAAUGAGCACAGGUGGUCCGUGAUCUUUGCAGAAACGAAAGAGGAAGAACCAGACCACGUUGGCCCCAUGAUCGCCUGAAGUCACGGCCCGAUGGUCAGAAUGAGGGUGGCCGCCAAUCGCUCCUCGCCACCACCACCACGGGCAUCGGGUCGCCUGCUGGUGUCGCUGCUACUGCUGUUGGUUCGCGCCAGCUCCAGCCUCGACAUACGAUCAUGCACUGGAGCUCUGGGCAUGGAAUCGGGGGCCAUACCCGAUGCAGCUCUAAACGCUACGUCCUCGUACGUGACGAAUGUCGGUGCGCGCUACGCACGGUUGCGGAAGGAGACGGCGGGAGGAGCUUGGUGCCCAAAGAACCAAAUCGAAAGCGGAGUGCGAGAGUGGCUGCAGAUCGAUCUGAGUGGGGUCCACGUGGUCACGUCCAUCGAGACCCAAGGACGCUUCGGUAACGGGCACGGCGUCGAGUACACCGAGGAGUACACCAUCGAGUACUGGAGGCCGGGGCUCGCCGAGUGGCGCCAGUACAGACUCUGGAACGGCCAACAGGUGAUGUCGGGCAAUGUCGACACAUCAACCAUAGUAUCGCGUGAGCUGAUCCCGCCGAUCUUCGCAAGCCAGCUACGCAUCCUGCCGUACUCGGUACACCGGCGCACCGUCUGCCUCCGCGUCGAGCUCAAAGGCUGCCAGGACCUCAGUGGAGUCGUGAGCUACGCAAUACCAGAGCCGCCGAUCGAGGAGAUGAGCGACACGUCGUACGACGGCACGCGAGGGUUCGGGGUCCUCUCGGGUGGCCUGGGCCGGCUGGUCGACGGAGAGACCGGAGCCGAUAAUUACAAGCAAGAGAUCGGCCCUGGCAGAGGGACUGGCUGGGUUGCCUGGAUGCGUGACAAAAUCACCGACGACUACGUUGACAUGGACUUUAAUUUCGACAAUCUCCGGAUUUUCAAUGCUGUCCACGUGUUCACCAACAACUACUUCAAGAGGGAUGUUCAGGUUUUCGAGCGAGCGGAAAUCUGGUUCAACGAGAGUGAUAAUAACGGCAGCAGCAACAACGACGAAGCGCAGGAGCCGGUCACCUACACGUACAUACCGGACACGAAUCUGGAGAACGCUCGCAACGUGUCCAUCGGUCUGCAUGGCAGGCGAGGCAAGUCCCUGAGGUUCCGGCUGUACUUUGCCGCCCGCUGGAUAAUGAUAUCCGAGAUCACCUUCGACUCGUGGAACCCAUACGCGAACGUCAGUAGCAGCGAGGACGAGACCGCGUCCAAAAUCAGCAACGAGAACGGCUCGGCCAGUGCAGCCCCGAACGGCUCGGCCAGUGCAGCCCCGGUCAACCACGACGCGGAUCUCAACUUACAAACGAUAACAGCGAGGGAAGAGGGCCAGGAGUACGUGGAGGUCCUCAUUGGGGUUCUGACCGCGAUAACUCUGCUCCUGCUGCUCGUCUUUUUCAUCAUCCUGUUUCUCAGCAGGCGGCAAAAGUUGCAGAGCUCGCCCACCGUUCUGAAAAACCCUUUUGGCUUCGCCAUCAACAUGAAGGGUUUCCUGCUGAAUUUGGCGCCAGGGCGGAUGCUGAGCGCCAGCGGACGCGAGACCCCGAACGACGAGGACGACGCCUGCAGCAGCGACGCCGGUGCCACAGCCGCAGUCGCUGCCGUCGAGGAGGACGAGUUCGAGAUCGACACCGAAAUGCUGCCCGAGGACGUGUCGAGCUUGCACGAGUCCCUUACCAUGGAGCAGUUCAACUCGCCGCUCGUCGAGUCCUCGCAGUACAAGUCGACAUAUGCCAUCGUUGCCAACACGGACACACCGUGCCGGGAGCUGCACCAACAGCGCAGGGACGAGCCAUUGCGGUCCUCGAAGAGCUUCGAAAGGGGCUACAACGGGAGCGGUUCCAGCACGAUGGCUCGCAGCAACAACAGCCAUCAUCAUCAGCAGCAACAUCACCACCAACAGCAGCAGGACUGCCGGUCCGAGUGUGGGCUAGGACCGUCGAGUAGUCGCUCGUGCUCGCCGGCGCCGUCGUCCUCGCACUGCUCGCCCUCGGGCUUGCGGCACCACGCCCGGGAGUACUAUCGCACUCUGCAGACUGGCUCGGGGCAUUCCAGGCUCAGUGUGCACUCUGGUGGUACGCCCGUUCAUCAGCGGAGCAACGCCGCUUCUGCUGUUGUCGAACAGCUCGAGCACUUCGGCACGCCUGGAAAACGAUGGCACACCGCGCCCAAGGACAAACACAAGGUACCGGCACCGGUAGUCAGAUGGAACAUAGCGCCGAGCCAGGGCAAGCCUUACAAAUGCAAGGAGAUAGAGCCCGCCAACAUACCCGGCCAAUGUCUGCACACAAUGGAGAAACUUGGUUCCGGUCAUAUAGGCGAGGCGGUGGUCUGCGCGAUUCUGGGCCUGUCGGACCUCCCACUGGGCCCUAAAUCCGUUUCUUCGACGAGCGAGCCCCUUCGCCUCGCCGUGGCCAGGAUACCCAGCACCGCGAGCGAGACGGCCCCACCCGAGUCAUCCCCAUCGCCGACGUCGUCGAGCAUCCGCGAGCUCCGGAUGCUGUCCAGUCUGGCCGACCCGAACCUCGCCCGCAUCCUCGGCGUCCUAUGGCCCGACUCCGGCGAGCCAACCCGGCCCUGGACGAUCAUCGAGUACACCGAGCUCGGCGACUUGGCCCACUACCUCCAGUACAGCGAGCCCCUCGUCGGCACCCAGAGACCCACCUGCAGCCUGAAUUUCAUCAGUCAGAACUGCCUGCUGUACAUGGGGGCGCAGAUAGCGUCGGCGAUGCGUUACCUCGAGUCGAAAAAUCUCGCCCACAAGGACCUGGCGGCGAGAAAUUGUCUCCUGGGCAGAUGCUACACGGUCAAAGUGACGGACAUAGCCAUGUGCAGCGAUCUGUACAAGAAGGAUUACGCGGACAUCGGUGGCAAAGUGCCUGUGCCCAUCAGGUGGCUACCCUGGGAGAGUAUACUGCUGGAUAGAUACACGUGCUCGAGUACCGUGUGGUCUUUCGCAGUGACACUUUGGGAAGUGAUGAGCUUCGCCCGGGAAAAACCAUUCCAGCAAUUGACGAACGAACUAGUCAUCCAGAACGCAGAACUCAUGUACUACGGAAGUGAAUUACAAGUACUACUGCCGAAACCAAUGAUGUGCCCGGAAAGCGUCUACAAAGUCAUGUGCUCGUGCUGGAAAAGGGAGGAGUCGAGCAGGCCGAGCUUCAAGGAGAUUUACACGUUUCUCAAGAGUAUCACCGUGGAUUAUCGGCCGGGAGCAUGAUCGUGUACAUUGAUGACUGUGAUAUAGAAAACAACAACAAGUGUAGGAAAGAUAUGUACGGCGACUUGACGAUUCGGAGCGAAUUUUAUCAUUGAUGCCGUUUAUUGUUCAGGAUAGACAAAGACGACGUAAUAAAAACACUGCCUCGUGGGUAAUCAUCCUGCAACCGUACAAUCGCGCGAAAAGUUAUUUUAAAUGACGGCAGACACGUAGGUUGUUGGGGGUCUUGUGGUGGUCCGAGAGGAGACUGGGCUGUGCGAAAUUCUGACUAUUAUUGUUUGAUUUCGUUAUGUGUAUAUCGGUACGACUGACGCGAUUUACUUUGUUCUGGCUUGUUUGUUGUUAGUUUUACCGAUUUUUAUCGCACUUUUGGUGAAAAUGCGUAUUUUAUUUUAUUUAUGGCCGCACGGAAAGAAAUGUAGUAUUAAAAUUAUUGGUAAAUUGAUGAAAUGACAAAAAACGUGUAUUUUCAUGAACUAGGGAGUAGAAUUUAUCAUAGGGGAGCUAACAGAGCGGGGUGUAACUAGCUUAUGGAUCACGAGAUUUCUCGAGGGCGAGGAAAUUUUGUAAUCAACGUGACUGUUGACUGCGAAAGAUAUCAGUAUAAAGUGUACAGUAUGUUAGUAUUAAUAAGUUCAUGUGUAUACCAAAAUGCUUCUGCAGAUGAGAGUACGGGAUAAUUUGUAAAUAGUAGUCAAAAAAUUAUGAUUUAUCUUUAAAACGAUUCAAUUGUUUGAACAAAAUUUAGUUGUUUGUGAAAUAUAGUGGACAAUUCGUUAGGAACCGAUCGAACUGGUCAUUUAAUUGCAUUUCAAUCAUGUUAUUUCUUAUGUAAUCAUAACGAAAUGAUUGUAACAAAAAAUGGCAUUAUGUAUUGCUUCCGUAAAGCAAAAAAAAUGUAAUAUUGAUUAAA
Copidosoma floridanum is the source of this 4438-nucleotide messenger RNA. Its product is annotated as discoidin domain-containing receptor 2. Gene Ontology annotation, molecular function: protein tyrosine kinase collagen receptor activity; collagen binding; ATP binding. Gene Ontology annotation, biological process: multicellular organism development; protein phosphorylation; positive regulation of phosphatidylinositol 3-kinase/protein kinase B signal transduction. NCBI's taxonomy places the organism in Eukaryota, Metazoa, Arthropoda, Insecta, Hymenoptera, Encyrtidae. Gene Ontology annotation, cellular component: plasma membrane; signaling receptor complex. The record is from RefSeq and is a predicted model, not a curated record.